Molecule: messenger RNA, 2707 nt
Organism: Pseudoliparis swirei
Lineage: Eukaryota; Metazoa; Chordata; Actinopteri; Perciformes; Liparidae
Gene: pdha1a
Product: pyruvate dehydrogenase E1 subunit alpha 1a
Exons: 11
Coding region: 60-1232 (390 amino acids)
Biological process (GO): pyruvate decarboxylation to acetyl-CoA
Cellular component (GO): intracellular membrane-bounded organelle
Molecular function (GO): pyruvate dehydrogenase (acetyl-transferring) activity
Source: RefSeq, a predicted model, not a curated record
CGCAGCCUGACAGAAGGACGUUGCCGUGUAGGGUUUGUUUUGAGCGAGCUCAGGACAAGAUGCUGACCAAUAUCUCUCACGUGCUGAGGGUUUGUGCUCAGAGGAAUGGAGCAGCAGCGGUCGUGUCGGCACGCUCGUAUGCCGACUUCGCGACCGAGGCCAGCUUUGAAAUAAAGAAAUGUGACGUCCACAAGCUGGACGAGGCUCCGGCCACUCGGGUGGUGAUGACUCGGGAUGAGGGUCUGGAGUACUACCGCAUCAUGCAGACCAUCAGGCGCAUGGAGCUGAAGGCGGAUCAGCUGUAUAAACAGAAGAUCAUCCGAGGAUUCUGCCACUUGUACGACGGCCAGGAAGCCUGUGCAGUUGGUAUCGAAGCAGGAAUUAAUUUGACGGACCACCUGAUCACCGCGUACCGCGCCCACGGCUACACGUACACCAGAGGAGGGACCGUGAAGGAGAUCAUGUCCGAGCUCACCGGAAGAAGAGGCGGAAUUGCCAAGGGCAAAGGAGGCUCGAUGCACAUGUACACCAAGAACUUCUACGGAGGGAAUGGAAUUGUCGGAGCUCAGGUUCCCCUGGGUGCCGGUGUGGCUCUGGCCUGCAAGUAUCUGGGCAACAAUGAGCUGUCGGUCAGUCUCUACGGCGACGGCGCUGCCAACCAGGGUCAGAUUUUUGAAACCUAUAAUAUGGCGGCGCUUUGGAAGCUGCCCGCCAUCUUCGUCUGUGAGAACAACCGGUACGGCAUGGGCACGCCGGUGGAGAGGUCUGCGGCCAGCACGGACUACUACAAGAGGGGAGACUACAUUCCUGGCCUCCGGGUGGAUGGGAUGGAUGUUCUGUGCGUUCGGGAAGCGACCAAGUUUGCAGCCGAUCACUGCCGAGCUGGGAAGGGUCCCAUUCUCAUGGAGCUUCAGACCUACCGCUACCAUGGACACAGUAUGAGUGACCCUGGUGUCAGCUACCGCACGCGUGAGGAGAUCCAGGAGGUCCGUGGUAAGAGUGACCCCAUCUCCCUGCUGAAGGACCGCAUACUCAGCAACAACAUGGCCAGCGUGGAGGAGCUCAAGGAGAUCGACGUGUCGGUGAGGAAGGAAAUCGAAGACGCCGCUCAGUUCGCCACCACGGACCCUGAACCCCCCCUGGAGGAGCUGUGCAACCACCUCUUUAAAAACGACCCGCCCAUGGAUGUGCGCAGCACGAACCCGUGGAUCAAGCUCAAGUCCACGAGCUAAAGUUUCAUCCCGUCGUUCACCCAGUAACAUAUUUAGCCCUUUCCCCUCACACACACACACACACACACACUGUACCUUAAACCAGUGGCUCGGACCCAGAGCGGGAACCAUCAACAAGUACAUUUAUUUCAAAACUGUACAGUUUAACAUUCACCAAAAUCUUCUGAGGAUAAAACAAAGACAACGAAACUGGAUAAUUAACUGAAAGUUGUUUUUUUUUGUCACAGUGUUCCAAAGUCUCAUGUCCACUAUUUAUUUAUACUAUUAGUAAAACAUAUUAAAGUAUUCUCCAACUCACACUUUCGUUUUUUAUGUCGAGUAAUUACAAUCACCAUCCCUGACGUUGGUGGAUUAUUUAAAGUCUUCACUCAUGUCUGAUGUACGAGCACGAAAAUAUAUAAAUUAAAUACCUGUGAAUAAUUAUUUUUAAUUUUAGAGGAAAGCUCAAUAAAUCACUUAAAGAUAUUUUAAGGAAUAUCGAGGUCUCUUAACAAUAAGCAUCACGUCGGAGGGUUUUUGUAAAUCCGGCCCCAAGUGAAUAUAUAUAUGAUAUAUUAUAUAUAUAUAUAUUUAGGAGAUUCUAAAUGUGCUUGUUUGAUGGUUUUUCUCUGGUCACUUUUGAGGUGAAAUGAAGCGAAUAUCCAUCCCAUAAUUGUUCAUCUCAUAAAGAGACUGACCUGUACGAUCGGCUGUUCUCUUUAUACUGAAGUGUACAUGAUAAAUCAUUCAUUUUAAGUUUACUAGUUCUUGUCUUGUCUUAUUAUUUCAAGCUUACAAAAACGCCGUACAAGACGGCAGCAACUUUCCCCAUAUGUUAAAAAUAAAAAUACAGUAUGUAAUGUCGUGAAUACAGAGGGAAAGGCUUUAAAUAUUUUAAUUUGUCUCGCCAAACCAAACGUGCCUGGCAGAUCUCGUCUUGUGUAGCCGUGUCGUUUUCCGUGAUUCACAUUGUGUUUAUGACGCAAACAUAAACCGCUCAUUUUCAUACUACGACUCCUUUUAAGCUCCUUUUUUUUUUAUGAUGUACAUGUGUGUAAAUAGUUGGUCACACUCGCGUUACCACGGGAACAAAAGAUGGUGACCUGUAAACACGAUGGCUUCUAGUCAGACUGCGUUCAUGGGAGGAGUUUCACGUCAAGUUACGAAAUCAAAGAGAUUAAACACAUUAUUUUAUCUUCUUUUUUUUUAAGAAGAAGAAAAAUGACUGUGCCGACAGCUCGGGAAGCCAAAUAAAAAACCUUCAUAUCAACACUACUGAUCAUUUUCAGUCGUUAAUAUUCUGAAACCAUUUAAAGCAGCAGGGAAGGGUCUUAUUUGAAAUGUGAAAAGUAUUUAGUCAAAUAAGUUAAAGUAGAUAGACUACAAUUUUAAAUGUCAGUACAAAUACCCGCAGUGGGAGUAUUUGUUGAAGGAAACUGUUACGUCGACGUAGGAAACACUGGUUUUAUGUGUGUAAUAAAAAGACUAAGAUACUG